AUGAUUCUGGAAGAAUUAGUAGGUAGUGUUUUAUCGCUUUGCUCCAGUUUCAUAACACAAACACCACCAAUACAUCGAGAACAAAGACAGUUUACAUUGAUAUUUGAAGAAACUCAUGAACAAAACGAAGUAUACGAUGGCUUAAUACACCAGGAGUAUGAGCAACAGCCAGAGCAGGAGCUGCCUUAUUAUGAAGAUGAUAUAUCUGUUUUGGUACAACCAGAUGGACAACCUAGCCGAGAUUUUGCCCAAUCAUUCCACCGAAGUUUUCAAGUUAAUGUUGGAUUAGUAAUGGCGGUUGUUUUCAUAUUAGGUUUGCUUACACUUGGUGUUGUCUAUGUGGAUUUGAACACAACUGAUGCGUGCAUCGAAUGGAUGCAUAACAACUACAGUAUUCCAAGAGUUGUGAAGAUUUUGCAAAUUGUUGGAAUGUCUUUCGAAUUACUUCCAUUGUUUACAUGGUUUCCGGCAUGCAUUGUAAUGUUGUGGGGUUUCAAAGAGUUCAAGAAGAAUUAUCUAUUGUGUUUACUUGUCUGUCAGUUGGUGAUAGGAACCAUAACCUGUGUUUACAAAAUUAUUACGGUUGACGAGGUAACACCAACCACAGUUCAUUUUAGCAAAUACAGGUUAGUAAACCGACAACUAUAUAACAUGAGUUGUCCUUUGGCCUCAGUCCCCCUCAAGAUUAUGUCGACUUACAUAGUCAGCGGCGAGGGAGGAUGCGGUGUCACACCCACACCUAUAAUUCUUCCGGAUCUAAGCAACAAGCUAAAAACCAGAUGUUCCAAUUCCGACUCUAUUUCAUAUCUCUUUGAGCACCUUUCAAUAACUUGCCAAUGUAACUGA
Paramuricea clavata is the source of this 846-nucleotide messenger RNA. The record is from the annotation of a GenBank genome assembly. NCBI's taxonomy places the organism in Eukaryota, Metazoa, Cnidaria, Anthozoa, Malacalcyonacea, Plexauridae.